This is a messenger RNA of Blepharisma stoltei, 2778 nucleotides long. NCBI's taxonomy places the organism in Eukaryota, Ciliophora, Heterotrichea, Heterotrichida, Blepharismidae. The record is from the annotation of a GenBank genome assembly.
AUGGGAUUUCUGGCUUUGAUUGUUGGAAUUAUCACAGCGGUCUCAGCGGUAAAGUACCAUACCUUUGGGUUUGAUGGGAGCCUGGCGUUUUUUGAUGAAUUCUUGACUGAGGUUUUUAAAACUUAUACAGGAGCAGAAAAUGUAGAUCUCUAUAAGUGUAUGCAUCCAGAUUUCCUUCAAAAAUUUGAGGACAAUUUAGUUACAAUUGAUCAAAAAAUCAAAGAUCUGAACCUUUUUGAUGCAGCCUUAACAGCUUAUGUGCUGGUAGAUGAUAUAGUCAGGUUUUCAAAUAUCUGUGAUGCUGGGUUUAAUAUUCCUACACAUAUUAUAGCUGACAAUGCUAUUCAAAUAGGAUUUUACGUCAAUAUUGCUACUAACUCCUUAUAAAAAAGUAAAAAAAAUCAUUAAAUAUUUAUAUAAAAAUAAAUUUUCCGUAAAAAUUCUUAAAUUGCUGUUUAUGAUAUAAAUUAGAGUAAGAGCGAAGAAAUUCAAGGGAUUAUAAAAGAAUGCUAUGGCAACUUAAUGAUGGGCUUUUUUAAAGGUGCAGGAAAAAACAUAGGGCAAUUAAUGAAAAUUCUUUUCCCCUUACUCCCCCCUUAAAUUGGAACAAAAAUCCUGUUCAAUUUUAAAGAGGGUUUAAAUUUUUCUCUGAAAAAUAUAAAUUGAGCACAACUUUAAUCAUUUUUAUGUAUCACAUAAGUGAGAAAACUGCUUAAAUAUAAUUCUAUAAAUAAAACGGUAUUCGGUUCGAGAGAAAUUAGCUCUAAUAAUUUUCUCUUCCUCAUGGCAUUUUAUUUAUGGGGUUAGGUUUUGUCUCGAGAACUUCUGCACAGCAAUAGCUGUUUAACUUUGGGGAUAACCAAAGGAACAGCUCCUCAGUGCGUUCAAGAUUUCGGAGUUUUACCCCUCAGCACAUCCCCACGGGAGACCCUUAGGCGGAACACGCGCAGGAGCUGAGUCAAGACAGAGCGACGGCAACGCGCCGGGUGAGAUGUACGGCGGCUGGAGGCGAAGCGUCGAUAGAAGGCUUGGCCGGUUGGGCUGACCACCGCGAUUCCAAGAUGGUUCCGUGACGUCACCAGUUUAGCUAAAAGGUUCAUUUUUUGGGUCUGCGGCACUAGACACCUUAAACACCGAAUAAUUAAGUUGACCUAAUUUUAAGAAAAAAGUGCAAGUAGAAUUAUAUUUAAGCUUAACUUAAAAGAAAAAUUUAUUGAGUGAAAAAGAAUUAAAACAAAUAGAAAAGGAUAUUGAUAAAACAAUUUAUAAAAAUAAGCAUUUUUAUAAUAAAUUAUUUUUUAAAAAUUUCUCAAAAAAACGCGCCUAAGGCUUUUUGAGCAUCAGUAAGCUUGGCUUACUGGCUGCAAAAAGUCUGCUAUUCAUCUGAAAAAUAGCAGACUGAUUGCGGCCAGUAAACUAGUUUAUGGUGCAUAAAAAGGUCCACAGGCAAUAUAAAUUGAGCAAUCUAAUUUGAAUUUUAAUUUAUUUUUAUGAAGAAUUUAAUCAACCUAAUGCGAAACUGUUUCAAUAAUGCUCUAUAUGUAUUUUGUCUCAAAAACUAAUUUAUAAAAUUAAUAUUACCACCGAUAAAAUUUUUCAUAUUGAAAAAAAAACUGUGCUCCAAUUCAAAGGGGUUUAAAGUAACCCAAAAAUGCAAAUUUUAUCUAAUUUAAAUGGAUGGGAGAGUUAGAAACACAACAUUCUAUUUCGAAUGACCACUAUUUCAAUGUGAUAAGUGAACUUUUCAAUGAAAUUGCAGACCAAUCUGCAAUUACUAAAUGCUCAGAAAGGAUUACCAGCAUUAUUAGUGCUGCAAGCAACAUUAUUUCAAAAGCGUCUCAAUUAUCAAGUGGAAAUCUAAUGGCAAUUUCAAGUCUCAUUUUUGAAAUAAAACCAUUAAUUAGCAAUAUACAAAGCUUAAGUGAAGUUUGCCAAUUAAGUGCUGCUACAGAUAAACUCAUCAGUGUUUUGGCAGAUGAAGGAAUUAAAUAUUCUAUUUACAUAAAAAUAGGGUUUUUUUGAGUAAAUUUAUAUAAAAAUAUAACUUUUCAUCUGUUGUGAAUAAGUAUACUCCAUUUUUAGAUAUUAUUUGAAUAAAGAAAAAAUCACUGAAAUUGCUAAAUCCACCCCCUCUGAUCAAAACAAUUGAAAAAUCACUAUUUUUGAGUAAAAAAAACCGCCCUCUUAAAGCAAACAAAAUAUUUUUAGAAAAAUUAUUAUAAUGAAAAAUUAGCUAACUCUGUUGAAAUUUUAAAAAAGAUAUAAAUUUUACAAAUUUUACAAAUUUUCCUUUCCAUUUUUUGAAUUUGGAUUGUUUUUAAAUUCUGAAAAAAAAUUUACAAUCACAACUUUAUUUUGUUAAAUCAUGGAGGGGAGAAUAAUGGAUUUAUAAAUGGAGAAAAAAGUCCAGAAGAAACUGGGAAAUUGUUAGGGCAAAUUAUUAAUAUUAUUUUUGGAUGGAAUACUGAAAAACCUGAAAAAGUUAGCGAUGAUAUAUAUAAUAAAGUUAUGCAUAAUGCACUUAUGCAAGAAGGAGAAAAAUGCCCAGAAAUUGUGAAUAAAGCCUUAGAAAAUAUACAAAAGGUAAAAAAGGAAUAUACCGAAAAAGCGACAUUAUUAAGGAAAUUUUACAAUAAGAGUAAAUCCAAAUUAAUCAAGCACUUCAAGACUUGUGGAAUUAAAACACUAUUAACGGCUUUUCCAUUUAAAUUAAGUGAGCUAGAAGAUAUACUUAAAAAAGACCAUAAGACCACAAUAUACGGAAGAGAGGAUCUUUAA